UAUAUACUAUUCUUUCUUUCCAAAUAAAUUAUUCUUUAUUUUUCUACAAUCAGUACACGAAGCUGUUAUGAAGCGGUUAUUUACGGUUACGGUUAACCGUUCGACCGGUUAUUACGGUUACGGUUAAUCGUUUGACCGGUUAUUACGGUUACGGUUAAUCGUUUGACCGGUUAUUUACGGUUACGGUUAACCGUUUGACCAGUUAUUACGGUUACGGUUAAACGGUUAAUAACCGUAACCGUUGCAUGCCUAAUUGUCAUCGGUUGCUCUAUUCUACUCGAUUUACUAGCCGAGGGGUAUUCCCUAGGUCCCACAGAAUCAUCUCUAAUCCUGUGCAAAGUGAAACAGUACUUUUCAUAUGUUUUUUAUAUAAGUUCACCUUAUUUUAUUAUCUGGGCAUCAUUUGAUCGUUAUUGUUCAAGCUCACCAAGUGCUCGUCUACGUAAAUUUUGUGACUUACACGUUGUUCGUCGUGUUAUACCACUAACAUUUAGUUUCUUCCUAAUUGUGGAGAGUCGUAUUUUAAUCUUUAUGGGUACUGGACCAUUAAAUAAUGUCUGUGGACCACAAAGUGCAUUAUUCUAUCAAAUACUUAGUUGUUUUCUGUUAAUCUUUUUUGCUAUUAUACCUCCGUUAAUGAUGACAAUAUUUGGUUUAUUAACAAUAUGGAAUAUUAAACAAAAUCAUCAACGAGUUAUGCCGAGAUAUUGCCAUCAUCGAGGAGAUGACGAAUAA
Messenger RNA from Didymodactylos carnosus, 735 nucleotides. NCBI's taxonomy places the organism in Eukaryota, Metazoa, Rotifera, Eurotatoria, Philodinida, Philodinidae. The record is from the annotation of a GenBank genome assembly.